Ahaetulla prasina is the source of this 1710-nucleotide messenger RNA. It is a transcript of the gene PSMD12, whose product is annotated as proteasome 26S subunit, non-ATPase 12. Bases 86 to 1456 code for a protein of 456 amino acids. The transcript has 11 exons. Gene Ontology annotation, cellular component: nuclear proteasome complex; proteasome regulatory particle, lid subcomplex; cytoplasm. NCBI's taxonomy places the organism in Eukaryota, Metazoa, Chordata, Lepidosauria, Squamata, Colubridae. The record is from RefSeq and is a predicted model, not a curated record.
CUUCCGGUUCCGGUGAGUCAGUGCGUGACUUGAGUGUUUGACUGGAGAGCCCUGCGAGCGAUUCAGGGCUGGACGAGACCGGGCCAUGGCGGACGGGGGCGCGGAGCGGGCCGAUGGCCGCAUCGUGAAAAUGGAGGUGGAUUACAGCGCCACGGUAGACCAGCGCCUGCCCGAGUGCGAGCAGAUGGCCCGGGAUGGAAGGCUUCAGGAAGCAAUCGAAACAUUGCUGUCACUGGAAAAACAGACUCGAACCGCUUCUGAUAUGGUUUCCACAUCUCGCAUUUUGGUUGCUGUAGUAAAAAUGUGUUAUGAUGCUAAAGACUGGAAUGCUCUUAAUGAAAACAUCUUCCUUCUUUCGAAAAGGAGGAGUCAGUUAAAACAGGCAGUUGCUAAAAUGGUCCAACAGUGCUGUACAUACGUUGAAGAGAUUACAGAUUUGCCAACAAAAUUGCAGUUGAUUGACACAUUACGUACAGUGACGGAAGGAAAGAUAUACGUUGAAAUUGAGAGGGCUCGGCUGACAAAUACACUGGCAAAAAUAAAAGAACAAAAUGGUGAUGUAAAAGAAGCAGCCUCAAUUUUGCAGGAACUUCAGGUGGAGACCUAUGGAUCGAUGGAAAAGAAGGAACGUGUGGAGUUCAUCUUGGAACAGAUGAGGCUUUGUCUGGCUGUAAAGGACUACAUUCGAACUCAAAUUAUAAGCAAAAAAAUUAACACCAAAUUUUUCCAGGAAGAAAACACUGAAAAACUAAAAUUGAAAUACUACAAUUUAAUGAUUCAGUUGGAUCAGCAUGAAGGUUCUUAUCUUUCCAUUUGUAAACACUACAGAGCUAUUUAUGAUACACCCUGCAUCCAGGCUGAAGGUGAAAAAUGGCAACAGGCGCUGAAGAGUGUUGUCUUGUAUGUCAUCCUAUCCCCUUAUGAUAAUGAACAGUCUGAUUUGGUGCACAGAAUAAGCAGUGAUAAAAAACUAGAAGACAUCCCCAAAUAUAAAGAUCUUUUAAAAUUGUUUACUACUAUGGAAUUGAUGCGCUGGACUACCCUUGUGGAGGAUUAUGGGAAAGAAUUGAGGGAAGGAUCCCUCGAAAGUCCUGCAACAGAUGUGUUUGGCUACACAGAGGAAGGUGAAAAAAGAUGGAAAGAUUUAAAAAACAGAGUAGUGGAACAUAAUAUUAGAAUAAUGGCAAAAUAUUAUACCAGAAUUACUAUGAAGAGAAUGGCACAACUUUUGGAUUUAUCAGUUGACGAAUCUGAAGAAUUUUUGUCCAACUUAGUGGUGAAUAAGACCAUCUUUGCAAAAGUUGAUAGGCUGGCAGGAAUUAUCAACUUUCAGAGACCCAAGGACCCAAAUAACUUACUCAAUGACUGGUCUCACAAGCUCAAUUCACUGAUGGCUCUAGUUAACAAAACUACACACCUCAUUGCCAAAGAGGAGAUGAUACAUAACUUGCAAUAAGGUGCCUCAGUAGCCUUAAUGCUUUAGAGAGGCAUUGAAUUGGCCAUAGAGACUUUAUCCCACUGUAUAUUUUUUCAUCUCUCCCUUCCAGAUGAAACUUAGAACAUAAUCACUCUUGAAGAAUUGUUGACAAUUAAGUUCCUUUGAUUAUUGAUUUGGUUUAUAAGAAUUUUUUUGCUGCAAUUGAUGGGGAAAAAUAAAAUUGUACUGCUUGUGUAAUGGAAAUGGCCUUUGAUUUAUCCCAAUUCAUCCUG